AUGCAUAACAUCACACGCCAUAUGAAUGACAGCACGUCACUGAUAUUUGAAAAUGCAACAGCUAUUUUCCCAUACAUCUUCAGAUCACCGCCAUCAUGGGUGUUUCACGAUCUCAUCCCUACUUUAGCGAGUGUACUGUGCGUGUGUGGCCUCUUAGGCAAUGGAGUCGUCAUUUUCGUUAUGAUACGAUACCCAAGCAUGAUCAGCGUACCGAACACAUAUAUACUUAACCUAGCCUCAGCGGAUUUUCUUUAUUUUCUCGGCGUGCCUUUCCUCACUUACUUCAAUACAACUCGUCGAUGGUCUUUCGGCGAUUUCAUGUGUAAAUUUUCUAUGGGUGUCGAUGGAAUGAACACGUUUACUGGAAUAUUCACUUUGACUGCAAUGGCCAUAGAUCGUUAUUUUGCCACCGUUCACGCGGUAUUUUCUACAAGGUUUCGAUGCGUAUUGACGACAAGAGUUGUGUGCAUGGUUCUGUGGUUGGUCUCUAUUAUCGUUACAUUGCCAUUGUGGAGAUACGCUUCAACAGAGACUUACGACAAUGUCACGGUUUGCAGCAUCAACUGCCCUCUAUAUGUAGAACAGCUAUUUGUUGUUUAUUCCUUCUUAACUGCAUUUGUAAUACCACUAACUAUCAUCAUCCUAUGCUACCUUUCUAUUUUAAAUUUCCUCGCAAAUCGAAGAAGAAAUAUGAGAACUCGAACAUUUAAUCUUGGUCGUAUUUCCGUCAUGGUAUUAACAACUGUUAUAUUUUUCUUUGCAUGUUGGUUGCCAUUCUGGGCAAUAAGAAUUAUACUCUAUGUCUCGCCCUCCACACAUUCCCUCGUUUUACAGAUAAUGUAUUAUUGUACUCCUUUACUUAGUUCUGUUAACAGCUGUUUCAAUCCAGUUAUCUAUACAUGGUUUAAAGACGAUUUUCGCAAUCAGAUCAAACAAUGUAUGUGUAACAUGCUGUGUAAACGCCAGAAGAAAAUGCGCACUGAACAUAUGGGUGCAAUGAAUCAAUCACGUCAACGCACAGUUCCAUGUCAUGUGACUGCUUCGAACACAUCCACACGUACCCAACGGGAUGUUACAAAAUGCUGA
Messenger RNA from Saccoglossus kowalevskii, 1086 nucleotides. RefSeq names its product somatostatin receptor type 5-like. The record is from RefSeq and is a predicted model, not a curated record. Lineage: Eukaryota; Metazoa; Hemichordata; Enteropneusta; Harrimaniidae.